CUGUUUUGACAAGUGCUGUUUUGCAGCCACUGUUGCAAGCACAGUUUCCGUCUUUCCGCUGAGUGUCAUUUCUUCGGAAUAUCCAGGUAUGGAUAUGGACAGUGCCAGCUCAGUGGUGCUGCAGGCCCUGACCCAGGCCACCAGCCAGGAUACGGCAGUACUGAAGCCAGCGGAGGAGCAGCUGCGACAGUGGGAGACCCAGCCAGGAUUCUACUCUGUUCUCCUGAAUAUCUUCAACAACCACAUGUUGGAUGUAAACGUCAGGUGGCUGGCUGUGCUGUACUUCAAAAAUGGCAUUGACAGAUACUGGAGACGAGUCGCCCCACAUGCUUUGUCAGAAGAGGAGAAGACGUCAUUGCGAGCCGGACUCAUUACAAACUUCAACGAGCCUGUCAACCAGAUAGCAACCCAGAUUGCAGUGUUGAUAGCCAAGGUGGCCCGCCUGGACUGUCCCAGGCAGUGGCCUGAGCUCAUCCCCAUCCUGCUGGAAUCGGUGAAAGGCCAGGAUGGCUUGCAGCAACACAGAGCCUUGCUCACCUUCUACCACGUCACCAAGACCCUGGCGUCCAAACGCCUGGCGCAGGACAAACGUCUCUUCCAGGAUCUGGCAUCAGGGAUCUACAGCUUUGCCUGCUCCCUGUGGAGCCACCACACUGACUGCUUCCUCCAGCAGAUCUGUGCCAGAGAUGAGGCUGCUGCACUCGGCUCACUGGAAAGAACGCUGCUCUCCCUCAAAGUUCUUCGGAAACUGACGGUCCAUGGAUUCCAAGAGCCACAGCAGAAUAUGGAAGUUAUGGGCUUCUUGAAUGCAGUGUUUGAAAGGCUAAAACAGUUCCUGGAGUGCUGCCGGCAGGUUGGUCCAGACAGCACUUGCAGAGAGAAGCUGGAGAAGACGAUCAUACUGUACACUAAAGCGUUGCUGGAUUUCCUGGAGUACCAUCCAUGUGCAUUCAUCCCACUCAUUCAGCGUUCGCUGGAGUUUGCAGUCAGCUACGUGUUUACGCCUGCCGGAGAGGGAGUGACGUUCGAACGAUUUAUCGUCCAGUGCAUGAACCUUAUUAAGAUGAUUGUCAAGAACGAUGCCUACAAACCUGCCAAGAACAUAGAUGACAGUAAACCAGAGAGUCUGGAAGCUCACAAAAUAAAGACGGCAUUCUUCACACACACUACGUUGACAGAAAUCGGGCGCCGUCUUGUCUCGCACUACUUUCUCCUCACUGAGGAAGAGCUGACAAUGUGGGAGGAGGACCCCGAAAGCUUCGCUGUCGAAGAAACUGGUGGUGACUCUUGGAAAUACAGUCUGCGGCCUUGUACAGAGGUAUUGUUCCUGGACAUCUUCCACAACUACAGCCAGACCCUGACACCGGUGCUGCUGGAGAUGGUUCAGAACCUUCAAGGCCCAACCAGUGUGGAGGACCCAGUUCAGUUACUUAUGAAGGAUGCAGUGUACAACGCGGUGGGACUGGCAGCCUAUGAGCUGUUUGACAAUGUGGAUUUUGACCAGUGGUUUAAGAAUCAGCUUCUUGGGGAGCUGCAAGUCAGCCAUCACAGGUACAAGCUGAUUCGGCGAAGGGUCAUAUGGCUGAUCGGUCAGUGGAUCUCAGUUAAAUUCAAAUCCGACCUUCGACCCUUGCUGUACGAGGUCAUCCUCAACCUCAUGCAGGAUCCUGAUCUGGUGGUGCGGAUUGAGACGGCUACUACUCUGAAACUCACCGUCGAUGACUUUGAGUUCAGGACGGAACAGUUCCUCCCAUACUUGGAGUCUAUCUUCGGGCUGCUCUUCCAGCUGUUGCAGCAGGUGACAGAGUGUGACACCAAGAUGCAGGUGCUCCAUGUCAUCUCCUGCGUCAUUGAAAGGGUCAACAUCCAGAUCCGGCCGUAUGUGGGCUGUCUGGUUCAGUACCUACCACUGCUUUGGAAACAAUCAGAAGAGCACAACAUGCUUCGAUGUGCCAUACUCACCACUCUCAUCCACCUGGUACAGGGCCUGGGGGCGGAAAGUAAGAACCUAUACCCCUUCCUUCUUCCUGUCAUCCAGCUGAGCACUGAUGUUUCCCAGCCGCCGCAUGUCUAUUUGCUGGAAGACGGACUGGAGCUUUGGUUGGUGACAUUGGAAAACAGUCCAGCCAUCACUCCUGAGCUACUCAGAAUUUUCCAGAACAUGUCAGCCUUGCUGGAGCUGAGCUCAGAGAACAUGCGGACCUGCUUCCAGAUCGUCAACGCCUACGUCUACCUGUCUGCCACAGAUUUCCUGCAGAAUUAUGCGGAGGGCCUGUGUCGAUCCUUCUGUGACCUACUUAAAGAUAUAACAAAUGAGGGACAGGUGCAAGUUCUCAAGGUGGUGGAGAUAGCUCUGAAGGUUAGCCCAAUACUGGGAGCCCACAUGUUUCAGCCCCUGCUCCCAGCUGUCUUCAAAGGUAUUGUGGACGGUGAGAGAUAUCCAGUAGUGAUGUCUACCUACCUUGGCAUUAUGGGCCGGGUCCUGCUCCAGAACUCUAGUUUCUUUUCCUCUCUGCUCACUCAGAUGGCGUCUGAGUGCAACCAGGAGAUGGACCAGUUGUUGGGCAGUGUGAUAGAGAUGUGGGUGGACCGCAUGGAUAACAUCACCCAGCCUGAGAGGAGGAAGCUGUCAUCCCUGGCCCUGCUCUCCCUCCUACCAUCUGACAACAGCGUGAUUCAGGACAAGUUUUGUGGCAUCAUCAACAUCUGUGUGGAGGCGCUGCAUGACGUGAUGACAGAGGACCCUGACACCGGCACCUUCAAGGACUGCAUGCUGAUGAGCCAUUUUGAGGAACCCAAGCUCAGUGACGAUGAGGAGCCACCUACCGAGCAAGACAAGAGGAAGAAACUGCUGGCGCUGGAGGACCCCGUGCACAGCGUCUCUCUCCAGCAGUUCGUCUACGAGAAACUGAAGGCCCAGCAGGCGCUGAUGGGGGACCAGAGCUUCGGGGUGCUGAUGGAGACGGUGGACACAGAGAUCGUUAGGCAGCUCCAAGAGUUCCUCCAAGGCCUCUGAAUUAUGGCAGCCCCCUCUCUCUACAAUCCCUCGCUACCUUACACACACGUUUGCCCAAAGCAUAACCCCCCUCCCCACCCCCUCUCCCCCUUGUUUUUAAAAACCUAACUGGAGCGGGCAAAAAUCUCUGCCCGUCGUCAAAAUUUAUGGUUUAAUUACCCAAACCUCCCCGGCCUCUACCCUCAACGAGCCUUAUUUGUAUCAUGAUUUGGUCUUAACAACUAGACCUCCCUAUUCCCGACCCAAAACCCACUCUGAGUUACCUGGAUUAUUUUACAGUGUGUUCUUCCUGUAGAGAGGCUCGCCUUGAUGUUUUCUUAAAUACUCACAUAGUCAUCACUUAUACUACAGAGCUUCCAUGUUUUCUUUUAGUUUGUUCUCUUUCUGUAGUUUUAAGGUUUUGAGAGUAGAAUGGAUAGAAUAUGAAAGGGAAGGAAUAAAGGUAAAGGGGUGGGGGGGGCGGUGUUGUUAGAGGAAUAUUGCAAAAGUUAUCUGUAGGUGCCAGAGUGGGAGCCUCGGACUAUUUUCUACAGAGCGUAGCGGGAUUUUGGAGAAACCUAAUCUGAAGGACCCGAAGCAGUGUUUACAGAAUCUAUUAUUAAAAGGAGAAAAUUAAGACGUGUAAUUUUGUAUGUAUGUAAAGUAUGAACAAUAUUCCACAUGACAACAUUUAACUUUUCAGUUUUUUUUUUGUUUUUUGUUUUUUUUUAAGGGGAGCAUACAGAGAGGUCAAGCUGAAGUGACUACUGAGAGAACGAGAGAUAUUUCCUCGAGGCAGGGUUGCUGGGGCGGGGUUCAUCAGCUGUAUAAUGGGAGAUUUUUAUGGAUGGUUUGUAAGCGUGCUGCACCACAUUUCUAUGUGUAUAUAUACAUAUACUGCUGCUAAUUCAUGGCGUGUCAAAGCACUUUAAUAACCAAAAACUGUUUGGCUUGUUUUCAACUUUUCUCCAUCCGCGGUGCGUCGUUUCACAUCAUGGCGCUGUGGCGGUGGAAAGGCCCCGUGAGCGGUGCGGCAGGUGCGCAACUCCGGCUGAAGUUGUGUCACAAGUCUAUUCUGACGAGCGCUCGCGUUUAGCAUUUUCUGAACGCCAUCACCGAGUGCGGAGCACGUGAAACAUCAGAUCAGAUUCCGCAGGUCACCUCACCAUGUUUUUUUUUUUUGUUGGGUUUUUCUCCCCAGUAUAACACGCCAUCUAAUAAGGCAGAUGUUCUGACUGAAGUGGUUGUUGCAAGGUCACAAUAUAAUUUGCUUUGGGUUGGUUAUGAAUCGAAAUCCCUCUCUGCGAGGGAAUAUUUCAUGAAGACGUCCCACGCACUGCUGCCUGGAGAUUGCAUUUGUUUCAAUGAGUCAUGGAUGGGACUAGAUGAAGCCUUUGAUUCAUUUCUUCGACUUGGUGACAGACUGACUUUGUAACUUAGUUUUCCUCAAAGCCCUUGAUUAUAGCGGAGGUUAGCACACCUGUGACAGGGGGAAAAACCCAAAAUUAACAAUGAAAUAUUGACACCCAGGUCCUAGAAGCGACGACUGAUAAAGACAGGGUCCACACGGAACUCGAAUUUGAAACAUUGUGGUCUUAAUAAAAACGCUCAAUGUGAAGAGCCAGAAGACACCUGGUUUGGGAUUAACUUUGUGUCUCCACCCAAAGCUUUAGGAACCAUGGCUUGGACCAUGAGUUGACGUGCCGCAUCGUGAGACACAUGGUCGCAUGGUCCUCUUCCAUAAGGUUUGGUAACCUUCCAGCGAAGGAGAUCCUGACUCGAGCUUCUUUGACACUGUGAUAGAGUUAAGUAGUCAGAACUAAGGCCUUAUGCUUUCAGCCUUACUUACCAUUUAAGCUGAAAAGAUUUUUCUUACUGUUGUCGUUUAUUUUCUAGUUAAACAGUAGGGGAUUUCUGUGCUGGUGUUGUGUUGAUGAAAAGACAGCAAUGAUGAUGUUUUUGAACAAAACUCUCAGUGGAAACGCGUUUUUUUGGAUCCCCGGUUUGGUUAAGUUUUAAUGGAAAUGAAUCUUUAUUGCUUUUUCCAAAGCCUUCAAUAAAUUGCAGUU
Messenger RNA from Lampris incognitus (smalleye Pacific opah), 5064 nucleotides. It is a transcript of the gene ipo11, whose product is annotated as importin 11. The coding region runs from base 89 to 3016 and encodes 975 amino acids. The transcript is spliced from 30 exons. Gene Ontology annotation, molecular function: small GTPase binding. The record is from RefSeq and is a predicted model, not a curated record. Lineage: Eukaryota; Metazoa; Chordata; Actinopteri; Lampriformes; Lampridae. Gene Ontology annotation, biological process: protein import into nucleus. Gene Ontology annotation, cellular component: nuclear envelope; cytosol.